This is a messenger RNA of Carya illinoinensis, 950 nucleotides long. RefSeq lists its product as uncharacterized. The transcript has 2 exons. The record is from RefSeq and is a predicted model, not a curated record. Lineage: Eukaryota; Viridiplantae; Streptophyta; Magnoliopsida; Fagales; Juglandaceae. The coding region runs from base 1 to 516 and encodes 171 amino acids.
AUGUCCAUGCCCUCCUGCCCAAACAUGUUCAACACUGAGCAGCAAAGUCUCUGCACUCCCACUGUGGACCCAAGAAUCUCCUUCUCCAACGACUUUGCAGACAUUCAACAACCUACCAAGCAUGAAAACACCUACAGAGAAGCCCCCGUUUCCUCAGAAUUCGAGUUUUCUGUGAAAAACUACUCCAUGAUGUCUGCAGAUGAGUUAUUCUUUAAGGGCAUGAUGUUGCCUGUAAAGAAUAGUCGCACCAACCAGCAGCGAAAGAUGACUUUAAGAGAUGAACUCUCUGUGGAUGAUGAUGAUUAUGAGGAUGUGUUUCCGAGGAUACCGAAGAAUGGAAGCCGGUGGAUAGAGCGCCUUGGCCUAAAAAAGGGUCUCUCUCUCUCCCCUACCAAUAAAAAAUGCGACAAGAGUGAUGGGGUGCUGGAAACUGUAGUUGAAGAGAAAAUGCCUGGGCCUGUGUUUGUUCACGAAGAGGCCUUUGUUAGCAAGAAAACACGUGAACUAUUAUUUUGAGGCCUUGAAGAAUGUUUAAGUUGCGGAUACAAAUGGAGUAGGAUUGGAUCAAUAAGUCAGAUGGAAGUAAAGGAUGUUCUAAAGAAGUAGCAUCGGCAAUCAUCAAGGAAAGGGGGGUUUGUUGUCUGAUAUCUUGCUAAAAAGUUUGAAGUUUUGUUUGCUAAUGGUGAAGGUAUUGUAUGGAUAGUGGGUUCCAUACUGUAUGUUCAGGUUUGAUUAACUGCAUUUUUUUUUUCUAACUCCUGUUUCUAUCUUUAUAUUUGACUCAAACAGCCCCUUCCGCCCUUAAUUCCCAUUGGAAGAGAGAGAGAGGAAGAGGUCAGCUUUUUCUGUUCCGUACAAAUGUGAAAUGUUGAAUGUUGAACUCUCCUACGUAUCUAGGAUUAGAGAUUAUUGUAGUCAAUCUAUCCAUUUCAUAUCUAUUGUUUCAGUGA